UCUACCGACGCAGCCCAGACCCAGACCCCCCAGUCCGACUCCUCUCUUCUCCUCUCCUCUGUCAAAAUUGAAAGAACAAACAAAAGAUGAAAAGAACCCUAGCGGCCGAACCCAACAGCCCCGUAGAACGCAGCCGCCGCAAGCCCCGCACCCACCGCAGGCCCCGCAGAACCCACAGCCACCGCAUCUCCUCUUCUCUAUUCGAGUCCUAUCUCUGUUCGCCGGUGUCGCGCCGUCUCCUCUGUCGUCGCCGUCACUCCCCUUCCUCUUCGCCGCCGGUUAAACACACUCUUUCUCUCUGUCGUUGUAGUUGGUUGGCUCAAUACCAAGCUUCCUUAGAAAGAUAUUAUCAAUCAAAAGUUUGAAACCAAGACUUCCUUUUUUCUCCUGGUUCAUUUACUGGCAAGUACUCCUGCUGCUAAUAAGCUUUCAAUCAAUGUUCUUUGUCUUUAACAAACCUGCAGUCAAAACAAUCAAAAAGUUGUUCGGGCACUUUGGAGAAUCAAUUAUCUCCUUUGAUGGCAAGGUUUCUGUUAAUAGUUUUUUACAUAUCCAGAGGUAUAGUUAUGUCAAUGUGUACAUGAAAUGGAAGAAAGAUUCAUACUAUGACUCGAUUGAGGACAUUCACCAGUCCAUUCUGCUCAAGCCAAUAAUUGCCCUCAAAAACUGCAUUGCUCGGGAUCCCAAUGAGUGCAUCCCUAUCUCCGAUGUGUCGAAGAGGGGAUUACAAUUGGAUGUGCCCAUGAAGGUUGCCAGAUUUAUGAGACAGUAUCCAUCCAUCUUCGAGGAGUUUACAGGUCCUCAAUACAAUCUUCCUUGGUUCAGGUUGACACCAGAAGCAGCCGAGAUUGACAAGGAUGAGAAGAGAGUAUACAAAGAUUGCAGGGAGGAUUUACAAUCCAGGUUGAAGAAGAUGAUAUUGAUGACCAGAGAGAAUGUUCUUCCUUUAAAGAUAAUUCAAGGGAUGCAGUGGUAUUUGGGGUUGCCUGAUGACUUUUUGCAGUAUCCAGAACGAAAUCUUGACGACUCUUUCAAGUUUGUGGAGAUGGAAGGUGGAUUGAAGGCAUUGGCUGUUGAAAGAAGAGAAAAGAUUUUCUCUGUAAUGGAAGAGAAUGCGAUGAGAAAAGGUUUGAUCUUUGGGGGAACAAUGGAGGCCAUUGAAUUUCCCUUAUUCCCAUCAAAAGGUUUGAGGUUGAGGACAAAGAUUCAGAAUUGGAUAGAUGAGUUUCAAAAGCUUCCUUAUAUUUCACCUUAUGAUGAUUUCUCAAACUUGGAUCCAAACAGUGACAUAGCUGAGAAACGACUUAUUGGGGUUCUUCAUGAAUUGCUUUCACUUUUUGUUGAACAUUCUGCAGAGAGGAAGAAGCUCUUUUGCCUCAAAAAGUAUUUUGGGUUGCCACAGAAAAUGCACAGAGCAUUUGAGCGGCAUCCUCAUAUGUUUUAUCUAUCUUUUAGGAACAACACUUGUUCAGUUAUUCUUAAGGAAGCCUAUAGUUUCGAUAGAUCAGCUUUUCAGAAGCAUCCUUUGUUGGGUGUUAGGAAGAAGUAUAUCAAGUUGAUGAAGAAAUCACAAGUGAUUUUAAAGAACAGGAGGGUGAAUAAUCGAUUUUCUAAGAGUAGUUCAAAACAGGAUUUAGAUUCAGAUAAUGUUGAUAAAGAGGAGCAUGAGAUUGCAGCUUGCUCUGCGGAACAGGUUGUAUGAAAAUUUAAAAAUUUAUUAUGGGAAAAAGAAAAACAGAUGAAACGCCACACUGUUUUUUACUGAAUGAGAAUGAAAUGGCCUAUUAGCUAUUUCAAUAUGGGUUGAUGGCAGAUUUAGUUGUAUUAUUAUUGUGCUUAAGAUAUUUUCAGUUCCGUAUCUAUUUAUUAGUAAAAAUAUUAUCA
This is a messenger RNA of Arachis stenosperma, 1884 nucleotides long. RefSeq names its product protein WHAT'S THIS FACTOR 9, mitochondrial. The transcript is spliced from 2 exons. The record is from RefSeq and is a predicted model, not a curated record. Gene Ontology annotation, molecular function: RNA binding. The coding region runs from base 437 to 1702 and encodes 421 amino acids. Lineage: Eukaryota; Viridiplantae; Streptophyta; Magnoliopsida; Fabales; Fabaceae.